AUGGAAGACGACUCUGCUGCCCCUUCCGUCGCAUCUGACCUUCCACUCGAUACGCCGACCGACGACGAAGAAUCUGACCAGCUGGCCUCAGACAUGGACGACGAUGACUAUUACACGCGUGCACGCGGAGAGACAUGCCUACCGUCUAGCAGAAUACAGAACAUUGUUAAGGCUCAUGGCGCUCUUGGGAGUCUCGCGCUUUCGAGAGAAGCAAUGUUUGUUCUAUCUGUCGCUACAGAAGAGUUCAUUGGACGCCUCGCAUUGCAGGGUUCUCUCAACGUUACACGCCAGGCCCGACACUCUUUUGAAUAUUGGGAUAUGGCUACAGCAGUUCAUGACGGGGCUGAAUUCUCCUUUCUCAUGGACACGAUACCGCUUCCAGUUACGGCACAAGAGGCGAUGGAGCUGCGUGAGGAAAGGCGGAAAGAAUUGAUCGCGAAUGACCCAGCACUCCUUGAAUCCACGAACCAUCUUCCUCUUAACGGAACGACCACCUCGACAGUCACGAAGCCCAAGGCGAAAAGCAAACCCAAUGGUAAAGAAAAAGCAAGCAAAAAUGCGAAUGCAAGUGCUGGUGGUGGUCGAACAAAAAGUUCACAAAGUAGUUCACUUCGCUGGGACACGGCAGGUGGAAGUAACGGCCAGUCAGCCAGCGCACCGAUAGCCAGCACGAGUGUGUCCGCUUCAUCUACGAGGGGAAGUCGAGGGGAAGCUGGUUGGUCACGCUGGGCUGCUGAAGGAACACCCUUUCCUGUCGACCCUCGACUAAAUGGCUUGCUCGCAAAUGCUAAUGCGCAUACUGCACAAACCCUGGCUGCUCUCAACGGACUGCGAUCUGGAGAUCCUGCUGCCGUGUCUUCUUUGCUCGCAAACCCUUACCAGCGCACAACGUUAUGGACUAGCACAAGUGCUUCAACUACCAACUCACGUGGGGCAUCAGACAAUACCACUCCGACCUCGGAGCGACCAUCGAGUAGUCUGACGACAGAAAACCCUGGACGCACUAUAUAUUCAGAACCAAAGCCUCCGCCAGCCGCUCUUAGCGUAUCAUCACUUUUGAAUCUGACCACCAUGACUCAGACCUCGAACUUGCCCAUCAUCAACAUCGCUCCUUACUUGCGUCCCGCCAACACACCAGAAGAGCUUUCGGCACGCAAGGCUGUCUCAGACGCUCUUCAUGGCGCGUCUCUUCGCUUUGGAUUCUUCUAUCUCGACAUUUCUGCCUAUGUGGAUGCAUCGGUCCCAGAGGAGCUCACCUCACUGGCUCGUACCUUUUUCCAUCUCCCCCAAGAGACCAAGGACGAGAUUUCUCUCACGAAGCAAGACAAUGCUCGCGGUUAUCAACGCCUGAAGCAGAAUGUCACCAACGGCAAGGCGGAUAAUCAUGAAGGGUUGGACAUGUAUCGCCCAGUCGAGCAUCCUGACAAGACCAAGCCGCUCUGGGGGGAAAACCAGUUCCCUGAUGUACCGGGAUUCCGCAAGAAAUACGAGGACUGGAUCGAAAAGAUGAAAGCCUUGGGAUUAAUCGUUAUGGAAGCGAUGGCAGUUGGUCUUGGGCUGACGCCAGACGAGUGGACGGAACUUCGUGCGCAAGUCGACGAUAGCUUUUGGGUCAUGCGGGCAAUAGGUUACCCACCACUUCCAGGUGACCAUGACGGCUUUUCUUGCGGUGCCCACAAGGACUAUGGCUGCCUCACAUUUCUGUACGCGGACCCAACGCCGUCCGCAUUGCAAGUAUUCUUACAACAGCCGGGCACCACAAACGGUGCUAGCGAGUCACAAGGACUGCCAGCAGAGCAGGGCGACGUCGAGGGCGUCUGGAUCAACGCUGACCCCAUUCCAGGCUGCGUGGUCUGCAACAUUGGGGAGAUGUGGGAAAUCUGGACCAAUGGUCUUUACAAGUCGACACUCCACCGAGUGGUUCACAGAUCUUCCAACUACCGCGUAUCGAUUCCAUUCUUCUUCGAGCCAAAUUUCGAUGCUAUGGUCAAGCCAUUGGCUGCGGCUAACCGUAUACUCGGCAAUUCCGCGCCGGAGGCAAAGCCAGUUUGCUAUGGCGACUUCCUGAUGGGAAAAGUGGGGCAAAUACGACAACUAAAAUGUCGCGGGCCAUUCAGCAGAUUCUAA
This is a messenger RNA of Mycena indigotica, 2127 nucleotides long. RefSeq names its product Oxoglutarate 3-dioxygenase. The transcript has 21 exons. The record is from RefSeq and is a predicted model, not a curated record. Gene Ontology annotation, molecular function: protein heterodimerization activity; dioxygenase activity. NCBI's taxonomy places the organism in Eukaryota, Fungi, Basidiomycota, Agaricomycetes, Agaricales, Mycenaceae. Bases 1 to 2127 code for a protein of 708 amino acids.